Messenger RNA from Biomphalaria glabrata, 3635 nucleotides. RefSeq names its product kelch domain-containing protein 8A-like. The transcript has 6 exons. The record is from RefSeq and is a predicted model, not a curated record. Lineage: Eukaryota; Metazoa; Mollusca; Gastropoda; Planorbidae. The coding region runs from base 148 to 1161 and encodes 337 amino acids. Gene Ontology annotation, molecular function: protein binding.
GAUUUUCGUAUAAGAAACAUUAGGUUAAUGUAAAAUAAAUAUGAUGGGUGCCAAUAGACAAAUAAUUAAACUGCUUGGACUGGUGUACAUUUUGUUUUGUUCAGAAGCUGUUGACUCAUUAUUUUGACAGUUAAAAUUUUUAAAAAAAUGGUUUACAAGUGGGACUCAUUAAAACCUAUGCCAUCAAAAAGAGUUUUUGCAACACCAAUUUUUCAUGAUGAAAACCUCUAUAUCAUUGGUGGAUGUGAUGAGAGAGGCAUACCACUGGACUGCUUUGAAAUGUACAACUUUAAACAGAAGAAAUGGCACAGGCUCCAGAACAUGCCCACAAAGAGAGCUGCGCCUGCAGUUGCUGCAAUUGGGAAUAAAAUUGUAGCAGUUGGCGGUGUCUCUGAGUCUCAGGCUCCCUUGGAUGCUAUAGAAGUGUAUGACAUGACAGACAAAAAAUGGACUAUUGCUGAUCCAUUAGGAGAAAAACUUCUUGGGAUUUCUUGUGUUGUAAGAGAGAACAAAGCUUAUUUCAUGGGCGGCAUGCCGGCUGAUACAAAUCCUUCAGAUUUAUUUGUGGAAUUAGAUCUGGCUACGAACAAGUGGCAGAAAAUGCCUCCUCUUUUGACUCCUCGCUAUGCAACGUUUCCUUUUCUUAUUAAGGACAAGCUGUACCUACUAGGUGGCAGACAAGGCAAACUUCCUACCACUGCUUGUGAAGUUUAUGAUUUCUCUACCAACAAAUGGACCAAGCUCCAAGAUAUACCUAGCAAGCGAGUUUUUGCUAUGUAUGCUAGCACUGAGUCUCAUUUAUUCAGUGUUGGGGGUCUUCUUCAGCCUGCCAAUCUUGGAUUUUCUGAUGCAUGUGAAGUGUUUAGCAUAGAAAAAGAGGAGUGGACAACUUGCAAGUCCAUACCGACCAAAAGAGGAGACUUUGGUGUUGGUGUGAUAGGUGGAAAGUUAAUCUGUGCUGGUGGACUAGGCAAUGAUGGUAAGCCUUUGAAGACUACUGAAGCUUAUGAUGUGGAAACCAACACCUGGACCACAUUAGCCGACAUGCCUAGUAGCCACUGCUCUUGUUCUUACAUCACAGUGAAUGGACGUCUCAUUGUGUGUGGUGGGCUCUCUUGCCGUGGACCUAGCAAUUGUGCAGAUGUUUUAGAUUUUUCAUAAAAUUAGGUUUGCUAGUCCUUAGAUGUAUCAUGGUAUCAAAACUUGAUUUUGUUUUAACUUUUGUGAGAAAAGAAGGGUCGGGGUAGGAUAAUAAAUUUGUAUCACACAAAUAGUGAUUGAUAAUGUUUGUGAAUGUUAACUUUUUUUUAAGCCUCAAUGUAAGAAUGUUUGGUUGUAGAAGGUACAGGCUUUUCUGCUAGUCCAUCUUUUAAAUAUUAACUUUAUCAUAUUCUUAUAUUUUAUUAUUAUGGCUUUUAUAUUAUUAUAGCUUUUAAAUAGCGCUACUUUCAUGCUUAUAGCAUGCUCAGAGCGCUUUGGUCCAAUCUCAGUUGUGGGGGAGAGGGGGUAUCUAGGAGUUGGUUUUCCGUGCUGCCUUUAGGCGCUCAGUAAACACAACUCUGCUCCAAUCGGGUGUCAAACCUUGAGCCCCCUUCAUAGGUAGCCAAGCCAAGCUAGGCUCAAACGCACUUAGCCUCUCGACCACGCUUCCCGUAUAUAGCUUAUGUGCUUUGUUUUGAUUGUUCUGCUAUGCAAUAUCUUCCUCCUCUUCAACAGUUCACCUCCUACACUUCUUCUGUUCUUUUAACAAAAAUGUCAAACUACCAAAAAAUAGUUCUGACAAAAUUCUGGAAGAGAAUCAUAUUUGAUUUUAAGACUGAAAAAUCUAAAUAUUCAGGUUAGACAAAUAUUUGUAAAAAGUGUUACUUAUUUAUUUGUAAAACUAUUUUUAUAAUGAAGGGAUAAAUUACUUUAACAAAUGAAAUAACAUUUUUCAUGUCAUUUUUUAAAAAAACUUGAUGACCUCUUCUUAUCUGCUUCUGGUAGCAUUUCAUCUAUGGCAGCAUGUUUCUAGUUUUGUUGAAUAACAUGAACUGCUAAAUGUUUAGUGUAUUUAUACUUUGACACUCAGGUAUCGCUUACACUAAAUUAGGAAUGUUUCUUACAUCUAAGGCUGAAUUUAUUUGCUGUGUUUGAUUGGACCAGUAUUACCUCUUUCUCUUCUAAUCAAUGAUACCAUCGUUGAUUUUACUCAAUUUUGCAGCCUAAUCGAUGAUAGUAUCGUCAAUGUUUAAAAAGUCAGUUAUUAUGUUUUCUUUCCUCCCAUAAUGUUUUUAAUUGCUUAUAAUUUAAUCUUGAAUAGUUUUCCUUUGGAAAAAAAUGUAUUUUUUUUAUUUUCAAUGUUUUUAUCAAAACGAUGUUUAUAAAGUGGUGGGGGCGAAAAAAAGGGCUUUAUAUUUUUUUAUUAAUUGUUCAUGGGGUGGUGACUUCAAGACAAUUAAUUUUCUUGUUGUAUGUUUAGAUCUUGUUCUAAAGAAUCUUGUCCACAGUCUAAUUUUUAAUUUUUAAUUCCCUUAUCCCAAAAUAAUCUUUUAUUUUGUUUUUAUAAACAUCAAUUUGUUUUAUCUCAAAAAGGGUGCACAUUCUCCUUUAGUUCAGUACCAAAUAAAACAAUGUCUGAUAACAAACUAAUAAGCUAUUAAAGUUAAAUACAUAUAAGUUUAAUGAAUAAUUCUGUGGGAAUGUGGAUAAUAAUUAUGGAGAGAAAGAGUUAGAAGUGUUCAUUGAUAAGAUUGGCACACCAUCUUGUGCUCAAUGAAAUAUGCUUGGGUCAAUGUAUGCACUUUCUGAGUUGUUGCUUGCACCAAACUGUGCACUUAGUAUUUUGUUUAAAUGCAAUUACAUUGCUUAUUCUUCAGCCUUAAUAUAUAUAUGUUUGUAUACUGUGAUUGAUUGCGAUGUUUGAUUUAGACAUUUUGUUUUAAUACUUGGUUGGUUUUACUUCCUACGUCACUUUGUUUAUAAACCUUUCAGCUGAAACCAUCUUCCAUCGGCUGCAUUUAUAAAAGUUGUUCUUAUUACAGUGGCUUCUCUUGUCUGUUUUGUCUUGAUGCCAUUGUGCUAAGUUUUUAUACAAAUUUACAUUUUUUAUUUACUUUUUUUGUUACCAGUCAUAUACAUUUUAAUUUCUAUGCCUACAUUGAGCGCAUUUGCUAAAUUCAUAUAUGGCAAUUAAUAACAAAAUAGUGUAAUAUUUAUCAUAGGCUUCAUAAAGUUUCUAAAUAUUUUUUUUGUUUUUAACUUCAGUUGAUUUCUACAGAGGCCAAUAAAAUUGUGUUUGUAAUUGAAAAGACUAACUUUAUAAUAACAUCUGUACUGCACAGUGUUAAGUAUUUGGUCACAACACCUUCUAGGUUCUGUGCAGUGUAGUUUUUACUUUUUAAAUAAAUAUGAACAAAAAUAAGAUGUAGACCAGAAAUCAUACAUCUUGUAUUUUGCCAACACCUUUUGAUUAUCUCUUCCCAUUGUGUAGUGUUGGAAUGAAAGGGAUGCUUUAAUAAGCUUAUCCAUGAUUCAUUUUGUGAAACUCUUGGCCCUCAUUGCAUUUGUACAAAUAUAUUCUUAUUUAUUCUUUGUCUUUUUAUUUCACAAGCUUAAUAAAGCUGCCAAACAAAAUAAAUAUUUGUAUAAAAAUA